AUGGCACACAAGAUCCUGGGCAACUACGGCGCGGCUCGAGAGGGUGCAUACUUCAAGUCGGAGCAAGAGGCGGAGCUUCAGCGGCACAGGGACAGGCUGGUCCGAGAAGGAGCAAUAGACAAGGCCGUGCCCAGGAGCGACCCCAAGAGUGUCCUGCCCGAGGUUCUGCAGCAGCAGGCCCGCAUCGACGACCCCCACGCCGCCCAGAGGAAGGCUUUCCACCGGCGCGUAAAGGGCUCCCUGCCGCCGCUGACGCCGGAGGAGCGCUACCGCUUCCGCAUGGCCGGAGCGGGGCCGGGCGCGGGCCUGGGCCACAUCCCGCGUCUGAGCCUGGGCCGAGACAGGUUCAACAUCCCCCAGGGCUCCGGCGCGGGGCAGGCGGAGGCGCCCGUGCGGGCGCUGUCACCCGAGGCGGUGGAGGUGGCGCGGAGGACCUACGUGGCGGGCCUACGGGCCCUGGUCUACGGCACGCUGCUGGGCUUCGGCGCGCUGGCGCUGGCGGGGACCUACUCGGAGCCGCGGUCCGAGUUUCAGCAGCGAAUGAUGGCUCGGUAUAAUCCAGGAAGCCUGGGCGGGCGGGUCGACGGCGAGUUCCGCGCCCCGGGGCGGGAGUGGAGGGAGCCGUGA
Molecule: messenger RNA, 627 nt
Organism: Auxenochlorella protothecoides
Lineage: Eukaryota; Viridiplantae; Chlorophyta; Trebouxiophyceae; Chlorellales; Chlorellaceae
Exons: 5
Coding region: 1-627 (208 amino acids)
Source: RefSeq, a predicted model, not a curated record